Messenger RNA from Mucor mucedo, 1337 nucleotides. RefSeq names its product Alpha/Beta hydrolase protein. Bases 365 to 1207 code for a protein of 280 amino acids. Lineage: Eukaryota; Fungi; Mucoromycota; Mucoromycetes; Mucorales; Mucoraceae. Gene Ontology annotation, cellular component: lysosome. The transcript is spliced from 8 exons. The record is from RefSeq and is a predicted model, not a curated record. Gene Ontology annotation, molecular function: thiolester hydrolase activity; palmitoyl hydrolase activity.
AAAGUACGCUUAUGGUAGCACUGGUUGAUUUCAAUUUACACUUGGAUUUUUUCUCAGAAUCGCCGCAUCAGUUGAAAGUCCACAAAAUUCAAAUUGAGUCCGGCUCGGAGUAACCGUAGCAACGUCACCGUAAGGGCUGAAAGGGCUGAGAAAAAAAAAAUUAGGAUUCAUGAAACUCUCUUUUUAGUGUCCACCAAAGCCUUUUUUGUUUUUAGAAUAAAAUGAUAUUAAUAACUCUGGUUGUUUUACUUUUAUGUUCUGGUCUAUGUUUUGCUAAAGAAAAACCCGGUAAAUAACAUCCAAAACUACCGAAAAAAGAUUAGGUUUUAUUUAUAAAUGAUACGUAGUUGUAUUGUGGCACGGUAUGGGAGAUGAUUGUUGCAACCCCGAAUCGAUGGGUAGAGUGAAAAACCUGUUGGAAUCACGUUUGCCUGGAACUUUUAUUUAUAGCGUGCGUGUGGGAGAUACGGUGGAUAGUGAUCAUAAGGCAGGGUUUUUUGGUAAAAUUGAUGAACAAGUGGACAAACUAUGUGAGGAAUUAUCGAUUAUACCCGAAUUAGCAAACGGUUUUAACGCCAUUGGAUUUUCUCAGGGUGGAUUAUUUUUAAGAACAUAUGUGGAACGCUGUAAUAAACCAAUGGUUCAUCGCUUGAUUACGUUUGGAUCACCACACGGAGGCGUAUCAGAUAUUCCGAACUGCAUGAAUGAGAGAGAUUUUUCAUGUAAAUUAAUGAGAUCCAUGGUCAGAGGUGGAGUGUAUUCAAAUUAUGUUCAAAAUCGGGUGAUCCAAGCACAAUAUUUUAGGGAUCCGUAUAAUGAAAAGGGUUAUCUCGAAAAGAAUCGAUUUUUACCUAAUCUUAAUAAUGAAAUCAGCAACAAGAAUCAAAUGUACAAGCAGAACCUUGCUUCUUUAGAUAAGCUUGUUUUAAUAAGAUUUAGCCUGGAUGUCAUGAUUAAGCCUGGACAUACUGCAUGGUUUUGGGUCGAUGACAAAGAUAGCAAUCUAAUAGAGUUAAGGAAUCGUACACUAUAUAAGGAAGAUUGGCUUGGAUUAAAGUCUCUUGAUGAUAAUAAACGCCUAGAAUUUUUAGUUUGUCCAGGGCAGCAUAUGCAAAUAAGCGAUGAAUAUUUGGACGAGAAAGUGAUUCAACCUUAUUUAAUUGAGCAAAAGAAAGAAAUGUUGUUACAUCUGAUUAAACAAGACUAAUACAUUUUCUGACAUUUCGUAGGGCAGUCCUUUUCCUAUAAAUUUCCCCUCAAAAUAUUUUAUUUCCCUUUUUUUUUUUUUCUUCUCUUUAUCUUUGUAAAAUUAAAAAAAAAAAAUUAUCAUGAAAGUA